UCUAUCUAUUUCAAAUUUGAUUUGACUUAAGAUUACGACCAUAUAUGUUUUUUCUGUUUUUUUUUUGGUGAGAAUGUUGUUGCGAACUUGCGAUGGAGUGUGUUUUGUUUGUUUGAAUUUGCGUGAAACUCUGUGACGAGGUAUUGUUCUCUAUAUAUAUUUUCUUUAGUAUCGUGAUGAUGACGAGUUUUCUAACACCAAAACGGAUUGAAUUACAAAUUUAAUGCUCUAGUUAUUAAGUACUCCUAAUACCUUUUACAUACACACUAUCAAUAAUUAUAAUCCUCUAAUUUAUACAGCUAUAAUCGAAAUAACUUGUUAACAAUUCAAGAAUUUUAUGGAUUUAAUUGAAAAAAACUUUUUAACAAGUCAAAAAAACAUAUUAGGGAUUGGUAACGUAACAUUUUUUUUGUUAAAAGGAUAAUUGGUAACGUAACAUCAAGAGGUCCAUCCGUGAUCCGUCCACAGUGGAGGAGAUUUAUUAGGUUUUUGACAGAGAUUAGGUUACAAAAAAAAAAAUUAUAAGUGGGCCUGGAUUUAUAAUUUAACUGGGCCUGCAGUCUAAUUACUAAUUUGGUUACAUGGAGGCCCCUUUGGGCUUUGGCCGACGACCUAGGAAUUAGGGUUUCUGUGAGAAAACGCGCUUAUAAAUUAGGGCUGCACGAAGCGAAGAAGAAGAAGGUUACGUGACGGUAAAGAAAUGGGUCGUGUGAUUAGGGCACAGCGUAAGGGUGCUGGUUCCGUUUUCAAGUCCCACACUCACCACCGCAAGGGUCCAGCUAAGUUCCGGAGCCUCGAUUACGGCGAGCGAAAUGGUUACCUCAAAGGAUUGGUGACCGAAAUCAUCCACGACCCAGGCCGUGGUGCUCCUCUCGCUCGCGUCGCGUUCCGUCAUCCUUUCCGCUACAUGAAGCAGAAGGAGCUGUUCGUAGCCGCCGAAGGUAUGUACACCGGACAAUACCUCUACUGUGGUAAGAAGGCUAAUCUUAUGGUCGGUAACGUUCUUCCCCUUGGAUCAAUCCCUGAGGGAGCUGUUGUCUGCAAUGUUGAGCUCCAUGUCGGUGACCGUGGCGCUCUCGCUAGGGCUUCUGGUGAUUAUGCCAUCGUAAUUGCUCACAAUCCUGACAGCAACACCACUAGGGUUAAGCUUCCUUCUGGAUCGAAGAAGAUUUUGCCAAGUGCUUGCAGAGCCAUGAUUGGGCAAGUUGCAGGUGGAGGAAGAACAGAGAAGCCACUUCUCAAGGCUGGAAAUGCAUACCACAAGUUCAAAGUGAAGAGGAACUGUUGGCCUGUUGUGCGUGGUGUUGCGAUGAACCCAGUGGAACAUCCCCACGGAGGAGGAAACCACCAGCACAUUGGUCACGCCAGUACGGUCAGGCGUGAUAAAUCUGCUGGGGCUAAGGUUGGCCAAGUUGCUGCAAGGAGAACUGGUCGUCGUAGAGGUACAGCCGCAUUAGCAGCCAAGGCAGACUACUAGACUUGACUUGAGACACACUCUUCUCUGCUUUCUUGAUUUUGUUUCCGUUAGCACCCCAUUGUUGCCGUUUACUUUAGUAUAACUUUCUUUUUUUUUUUUUUGUGUUGAGAGCUUAUGAGCUUUGUAUCUAAUCUAUACCCUUUGACGGUAGAAUUUUGAAUUAUUUAAUUUAUGAGAUUUUUUUGGGGUCA
Molecule: messenger RNA, 1668 nt
Organism: Arabidopsis lyrata subsp. lyrata
Lineage: Eukaryota; Viridiplantae; Streptophyta; Magnoliopsida; Brassicales; Brassicaceae
Product: 60S ribosomal protein L8-2
Exons: 2
Coding region: 701-1477 (258 amino acids)
Biological process (GO): cytoplasmic translation
Cellular component (GO): ribosome; cytosolic large ribosomal subunit
Molecular function (GO): structural constituent of ribosome; RNA binding
Source: RefSeq, a predicted model, not a curated record